Molecule: messenger RNA, 1015 nt
Organism: Acyrthosiphon pisum (pea aphid)
Lineage: Eukaryota; Metazoa; Arthropoda; Insecta; Hemiptera; Aphididae
Product: proteasome subunit N3-like
Exons: 4
Coding region: 124-882 (252 amino acids)
Cellular component (GO): proteasome core complex; cytoplasm
Source: RefSeq, marked provisional
GUAAUGACGAUUAGAUAUUUUGAUCAACAAUAAAUUAAUCUUUUUUUCUGAGAUCAAUAUAACAGAAUACUGAAAAUUCCAAAACCAACUUGAAAAUAACCUCUGCGAACUUAAUAAUUAACCAUGGACAUUAAACAGCAAUGGAUUCCCGGAAAUUUUAAAAGUGUCCCCGAUAUUGGACAUACAGCUCAACAUGAUGUUGUACAGCACGGCUGGACUCCAAUCACAACUACUACUUCUGUGCUUGGUGUUGUGUUUGAAUCCGGUGUAGCUUUGGCUGCAGAUACACUCACAUCAUAUGGCUCAAUGGCGUGUUUCCAGAAUAAUCCCAGAAUAUUGACAGUGAAUCAAAAUAUUAUUGUAGCUGCAGCAGGUGAAUACUCCGAUUAUCAAUUUAUACGAGAUGUUGUUGAAGAAAAAGUAAGGACUGAAAAGAGUCUUAACGAUGGAAUAUCAAUGAAACCAAAAGCUUUACACACUUGGCUGUCUCGUGUCUUGUACAACCGCAGAACAAAGAUGAAGCCACUCUGGUCCACAUUCUUAGUGGCUGGAAUCCAAAAUGAUGUUCCCUUUUUGGGUGAAAUCGAUAAAUUGGGAACAGCAUUUGCAGAUGAACAAAUUGCUAGUGGCUAUGGUGCGUACCUUGCAUUGCCAUUAAUGCGUAAAGCUAUUGAUGAAAAACGUGAAAAAUUCAAUUCUAAAUUAACAAAAGAUGAAGCUAUUGAUCUACUUAAAAAGUGCAUGGAAGUAUUGUAUUACAGAGAUGCAAGGAGCCACGAUAAAUAUCAAAUUGGUAUUGUUACUAAAGACUCUGUUGAAGUACAAAAUCUUGCAUUGAAGCCGAGAUGGGAAGUUGCCAAGUUGGUACAAGGAUAUGAAUAAACUUGAAAAUCUUAUAUAACAUACAAUUAAUGAAAUAUUUCAUAUUAUUUUAUCAUUAUUUUAAAAUAAUUAUUACAUUUAUGUAGGGAUUACUUUUUUUUUUGCUAAUAAAAAUGUAUAUCAUGGAAAAAUA